Molecule: messenger RNA, 747 nt
Organism: Capronia epimyces CBS 606.96
Lineage: Eukaryota; Fungi; Ascomycota; Eurotiomycetes; Chaetothyriales; Herpotrichiellaceae
Product: uracil phosphoribosyltransferase
Exons: 3
Coding region: 1-747 (248 amino acids)
Source: RefSeq, a predicted model, not a curated record
AUGGCAUCGAUCCCUCGUGUAAACGGCGUGCAAUCGCCCGCGGUGGGAGUCGGACCUUCUUAUCGGCCGGCGGAGGAGAAGCCCACGGCUACUGUCUCGAGAGAUGGGCCCCACGAAAAUGUCCAUGUGCUUCCUCAAACACCACAGCUUAUUGCCCUACUGACUAUCAUCCGUGACAAAGGCACUGAACGAGCCGAUUUUAUCUUCUACUCCAACCGUAUCAUUCGGCUCCUGGUCGAGGAAGGAUUGAACCAUCUUCCGGUGGUGGCACAUACUGUUACAUCUCCUGUCGGCAAGGACUAUGUCGGUGUCAAAUUUCAAGGGAAAAUCUGUGGGGUCUCGAUCAUGAGAGCUGGUGAAUCCAUGGAAGAAGGGUUGCGAGAAUGCUGCCGCUCGGUCAGGAUAGGCAAGAUCUUGAUCCAGCGCAACGAAGAGACCAGCCAGCCGAAGUUGUUCUUUGACAAGCUUCCGUCAGACAUCCAGAACCGAUGGGUCUUGCUACUUGAUCCUAUGCUGGCGACAGGCGGCAGCGCAAUUAUGGCCGUGGAGGUCUUGAAGAGCAAGGGCGUGCCAGAAGAUCGAAUUCUGUUCUUGAACUUGAUUGCGAGUCCCGAGGGUAUCCAGAACUUUGCGGAAAAGGUGCCCAAGGUUCGAGUGAUAACGGCCUUCAUCGACCAAGGUCUCAAUGAGCACAAUUAUAUUGUCCCUGGCCUUGGGGAUUUUGGCGAUCGGUAUUACACUCUUUGA